GGAAAACUUUUACAAAUACUUAACAUUUUAUUGAAUUAUUUCCUUGCAAUUUAAUUCUUCUCAUAAAUUUUAGUUUUAUCCGGAAAAACCUGGAAUAGUUUCGUAAAAUUCUAAAGAAGACGAAGGACGCUCAAAACUUGUUGCGUGGCAAAUAUGUCCGUUAAACGUUUCUUGGCGCCAGAUUUUCUAUUUUUAACGCAUUCGCGUGUCCCACAAAGAGCGGCACAGUGGAAAAAAAAUGAUAAAGUUACGUGUCACCCAAUGAGCAUGACAGUUGUUCCGGCAUCGUAAAUAUACCUCAAUUUUAUCAAUUUACCUCAAUUCUAUCAGUUUUUACGGCUAUUUAGUAAGAAAAAAAGUUUCUGGGGCUACACCCACAACAUACCAUGUGGAUUAAAGUUGAAAGCAUAAUCCUAACGCUUACUGUAGUUGAUUUAUUUGGUGGUUAUGUGUGGUCAGAAAUACCACGACCCCGGGGAGUCUCAAUUUCCAGGGCGAAUCUCUACGCCACGUCGGGUGAUUCAUUCACUUGCCUCGAUGGCCUGAAGACCAUCAAGUAUAAUCAGAUAAAUGAUGACUUCUGCGACUGCUUAGACAGUAGCGAUGAGCCGGGAACAGCGGCGUGUCCGGAUGGGAAGUUCCACUGCACAAAUGCUGGACAUAAACCAAAAACGAUACCCAGUUCCAGAGUGAAUGAUGGUAUCUGCGAUUGCUGUGAUGCUUCCGAUGAGUACGAUUCUGGUGCAAAAUGUGUCAAUAACUGCAGCGAACUCGGUAAGGAGGAUCGCUUGAGAGAGAAACAGAAGGCAGAAUUGGCAAAAAUGGGAAGUCAAAUGCGUGCUGAAAUGGUGCGCAAGGGCAAAGCACUCAGAGAGGAACAUAAAAGUCGCCUGAGUGAGUUGGAGAGAGCACGUGAAGAGGCAGAAUCGCUCAAGCAGGAACGUGAGAAGAUCAAGCAGGAUGCUGAAGAAUUGGAGAAUGCAGCUUUGCAGAUUUACCGUGAUGCAGCUGAGGCGGAGAAGAGGGAGCGUGAAGAAGUUGAAGCCGAGAAUAACAAGAAUGAAGCUGAAGAAACAUUCAGAAAGUAUGAUUCCAAUGGGGAUGGCGUGAUUGAAAUUGCUGAGCUGCAGACACGUAUUGUAUUUGAUCGGAAUCGCGAUGGGCAAGUUAGUGUGGAGGAAGCAAAAUUCUUCCUUGAGGAACACGAUCAAAUUGAUUUGGAGACUUUUGUUACACUCGCCUGGCCACGCAUUAAGCCCUUCCUGAUGCUCGAUUCGGGACUAUUCAAGCCACCCGCUGAGGAGCCCACGGAGGAGGAACAAUACGGACAAGAUGGAGAGCACAUUGGUGAGGAUCGUGGUGAAUUCACAGAUGAGGCCGAAGAGGAGGAAGAGGAAGAGGAGACAGGUGAAGGCGAGGUGGAGCCCAUUGAUGACGGAAUAGAUGAUGAGGUAGAAGAGACGACGCCACAAGCGCCUGAAUAUGAUCCCGAGACGCAAAAACUCGUGGAGAUGGCAAAUGAGGCGAGAAAUCAAUUUUCAGUGGCGGACCGAGAACUCAGGGAAAUCGAUACGGAUUUGCAAAAUCUCAAGGAUGCCAUUGAGAAGGAUUAUGGGCUUGAGGAUGAAUUUGCACCACUCAAUGGCGAAUGCUUCAGCUACGAAGAUCGUGAAUAUGUGUACAAGUUGUGCCUCUUUGAUCGGGCUAGUCAACAGCCACGUUCUGGAGGAGCUGAAACAAGAUUGGGAGCUUGGGAUAAAUGGAUUGGUAAACCAAAUCCAUACUCAACGAUGCUCUAUGCAAAUGGAGCUUCAUGCUGGAAUGGUCCACAGAGAUCUGCAACGGUUCACGUGGAAUGUGGUCUAGAUACGAGGAUCACGGGUGUUUCGGAGCCAAAUCGCUGUGAGUAUGUUUAUACAUUGGAAACACCAGCUGCCUGCAGUUUGCCUGCCAACACGGGAAAAGAUCCAUCCGAUAGAGCGGAUUCCCAUGAUGAAUUGUAAAAGGGGAAAUUCGAAAAUCACGGAGAGUCAUGAUAGUGAUAUUUGUCAUCUUUCGCAACAAGAAAUCCAUCGAGAGAAUAUAAGAAAAGAAAAAAAAAACUUUCAGGUUCAACACAAAAAGGUCUUCUACACAGAAUUUUGUACUGUAGAAGCACGUAAAAGAAUUGAACUACAUUUUAAAUAGCAAAAAAUCAUUCCUUUUUGUGUUUCCUUUCCAUCAUUUAUGGUUUUUAUGUGUAAAAGAUGGAGAAGAAUAAAAUGAUUAUUGAUUAAUGAAAGAAA
Lutzomyia longipalpis is the source of this 2285-nucleotide messenger RNA. It is a transcript of the gene GCS2beta, whose product is annotated as glucosidase 2 subunit beta. The record is from RefSeq and is a predicted model, not a curated record. Gene Ontology annotation, molecular function: protein binding; calcium ion binding. Gene Ontology annotation, cellular component: glucosidase II complex. NCBI's taxonomy places the organism in Eukaryota, Metazoa, Arthropoda, Insecta, Diptera, Psychodidae. The coding region runs from base 387 to 2003 and encodes 538 amino acids. Gene Ontology annotation, biological process: N-glycan processing. The transcript has 4 exons.